Sporisorium graminicola is the source of this 1965-nucleotide messenger RNA. RefSeq lists its product as uncharacterized. The transcript is spliced from 2 exons. Gene Ontology annotation, biological process: transmembrane transport. NCBI's taxonomy places the organism in Eukaryota, Fungi, Basidiomycota, Ustilaginomycetes, Ustilaginales, Ustilaginaceae. Gene Ontology annotation, molecular function: oligopeptide transmembrane transporter activity. The record is from RefSeq and is a predicted model, not a curated record. The coding region runs from base 1 to 1965 and encodes 654 amino acids.
AUGCUUCACCUUCCGCUCCAUCACCCUGGGCCUGGUCGGCGCCGCUCGCUCGUUGCAAGGUUCGGCGAGGGACGAUUCCCCGCGUGGCUUCUUGCGAGCGUGCACUUUAUCAACCCGGGGCCGUUUGGGUUGAAGGAGCACGCAAUUGCCGCGAUCACGGCGAGCUCGGCGUCCAACGGCGCCCACUCAAGCGAUGUGUUUGGUACGCAGAAGCUGUUCUACCCCGAGAUCAAAGUGACGACGACGACCGCGGUGCUAUCCGUGCUGAGUAUCGGCUUGUUCGGGUAUGGAUUGGCGGGCAUCUUUAGGCCGAUCAUUGUGUACCCGGCAGAGAUGGUGUACUGGGGUACGCUGCCCUUGGUUGACAUGUUCCAGGCGUUCCACUGGGAGCAGAGCUUCAGUACCAAGCGUGUCAAAGCAUUCUGGUACAGCUUUGCGGGCAUGGGUCUGUACGAAGUGCUGCCGGCGUACAUCUUCCCGACGCUCAACUCGAUCAGCGUCCCCUGCCUCGCCAGUAUGCACGCUCCCACCAGGAUCGCCCAGACGCUCACCAAUAUCUUUGGUGGAUCACAGAGUAACGAAGGCAUGGGCCUGUUCAGUCUGUCCCUGGAUUGGCAGUACAUCACCUCUUCCCAACUGUCGCUGCCGCUCAUCCAACAAGCGAACAGCUGGAUCGGCUAUGCGAUCUGCUACAUCGCCAUGGCAGGCAUUUACUACAGCAACGUGUGGAAUGCCAAGUCGUUCCCGUUCAUGUCGACGAGCAUCUUUGCUGACAACGGCAAGAAGUACAACCAGACCGCCGUGUUCGUCAACGGCAUUCUCGACCGCACUAAGCUCGAAACCGUCGGUUAUCCGAAUGUCACGGGAACAUAUGCGUGGGGUAUGCUGAUGCGUAACGCUGCGAUCGGAGCGCUGGUGACCCACGUGAUCCUGUUCUGGGGCAAGGACGUGUGGAGGAAUCUCAAGCAGGCGCGCAACAAGACGCAGCCGGACCGCCACUGGAAAGCCAUGCAGAAGUACAAGGAGGCGCCGCACUGGUGGUACCUCAUCCUACUGGCCAUCUCGUUCAUUUUCGGGCUGGUUGUGGUGCUGACGCAGGAUACCACGCUGACGUGGUACUCGUACAUCGUGUCCCUGGCGCUGGGCUCCAUCGUUGCUCCCUUCUCGGGUAUUCUCUAUGCUAUCUUGGGUAACGGCAUCAGCACGAACCAGCUGACCAAGAUGAUCGGCGGUAUCGUUUCCCCUGGUCGCCCACUGGCCAACCUCUACUUCUACGCGUGGUCCCACUCGACCAUUGCGCAAUGCAUUAACCUGUCGAACGACCUCAAGAUGGGACAGUAUCUCAAGAUCCCCCCUCGCUCCAUGUUUGUCUCGCAGAUCGUCGGCACCGUCUUUGGCGCGUUCCUUAACUACGCCAUCGCAUCCACCAUCAUCUCCUCGAAAUUCGCGCUGCUGCACACCAACAACGGCAGCUACGUCUGGUCGGGCGCAUACUACCAGUCGCUCAACGUCAGCGCCGUCACUUGGAGCAUGGCCAAGUACAUGUACGGCCCGGGCACGCCCUACUUUGUCAUCCCGAUGGCCGUUCUCCUCGGUAUCGCCGCCGUCUCCGUGCAUUACGUUUUUUCACUCUUCGUGCCCAAGAUCGGCAAGUUCUCGACGCGCAGCUUGGUUCUACCCACCGUCUUCCUCUACUCGGCUUGGAUGACGUCGGGCCAGAACUGUGGCAUAUUGUCCAUCGUCAUUGUUGGCAUCGUAAGUCAGGCCAUUAUCCGGCCGAGAUACCCGGCCUGGUUCAAAAAGUACAACUAUAUUGUCGGCGCUGGCUUUGACGGCGGCAGCCUGCUCAUCAUCUUUGUACUCAGCUUCGCCGUCUUUGGCGCAGCAGGGUCAGAGAAGCCAUUCCCGACUUGGGCGGGCAAUCCAGCUGGUUUCCCAGACUACUGCCCUGACACGUCGUCCUAA